This is a messenger RNA of Sinocyclocheilus anshuiensis, 1574 nucleotides long. RefSeq names its product D(4) dopamine receptor-like. Bases 15 to 1139 code for a protein of 374 amino acids. NCBI's taxonomy places the organism in Eukaryota, Metazoa, Chordata, Actinopteri, Cypriniformes, Cyprinidae. Gene Ontology annotation, molecular function: G protein-coupled receptor activity; dopamine neurotransmitter receptor activity, coupled via Gi/Go. The record is from RefSeq and is a predicted model, not a curated record. The transcript is spliced from 4 exons. Gene Ontology annotation, cellular component: plasma membrane. Gene Ontology annotation, biological process: phospholipase C-activating dopamine receptor signaling pathway; negative regulation of voltage-gated calcium channel activity; negative regulation of cytosolic calcium ion concentration.
UUAUAGAGGCAGACAUGCCAGCCAACCUCACCGCCUCCAGCCACAGCACGAACUACAACUUCCCAGCGCUCAUCUUCGGGAUAUUGUUGAUCAUUAUCAUCAUCUGCGGGAACGUGCUGGUGUGUCUGAGCGUUUACACGGAGAAAGCGCUGAAAACCACAACCAACUACUUCAUAGUCAGCUUGGCUGUUGCGGAUUUGUUGUUGGCUGUUCUGGUCUUACCGCUGUUCGUGUAUGCAGAGUUCCAGGAUGGGGUUUGGUCCCUCAAUAUGACCCUAUGUGAUGGACUGAUGACCAUGGAUGUGAUGCUCUGCACCGCCUCUAUAUUUAACCUCUGCGCCAUCAGCAUAGACAGGUUCAUCGCAGUCUCCAUCCCUCUUAAUUACAACCGCAAACACGUGGAUCAGCGACAGAUUGUCCUGCUUUCUGCCACAUGGAUCCUGGCCUUGGCCGUGGCCUCCCCCGUGAUGUUCGGAAUCAACAACGUCCCCAACCGGGACCACAGCGAAUGCAAGCUGGAGGACAACAACUACGUGGUGUAUUCCUCCGUCUGUUCGUUUUUCGUGCCGUGCCCCAUCAUGCUUUUGCUGUACUGCGGGAUGUUCCGGGGCCUGAGGAACUGGGAGGAGGCGCGGAAGGCCAAACUGAGGAGCAACAUGCAGGCCUGCAGAAAGCUUCAGGAGGCCGCCGCGUCCCUGCAGCCGCUGUCUGGCCUGCCGCCCCCUCUGCCACCUGUGAUCAUGAAAGAUCUGACUGACAUUACAUUAGAGGAGCUGGAGCAGGACCCUGACAGCCCGGAUCCCGUGUCCAUGCUCGCCUACCCUGGUGGGAGCUACCAUGAACAUCGAAACCAGAACCAGCAAAGGAAGAGGGCGAAAAUUAAUGGGAGGGAGAGGAAAGCAAUGAGGGUGCUUCCUGUUGUAGUAGGUGCCUUCCUGUUCUGCUGGACUCCAUUCUUCGUAGUGCACACCAUGAGGGCUCUCUGCGAAGACUGCUACAUCCCCAGCAGCGUCACUAGCAUCGUGACCUGGUUAGGCUACGUCAACAGUGCCCUCAACCCCGUCAUCUACACAGUCUUCAACACAGAGUUCAGGAAGUUCUUCCGGAAGUUCCUGCCGACUCUGCCCAACUGCUGCUAGCCGGAACACACCCUCUGCUAACAGUUUACGAACAAAACAUACCCAAAAGUAUAAAUAAACCAGACAAAUAAUGCUUACAUGUAAAUACAGCAUGUUGUAUGAAACAAAAAUGAAAGUAAGGUUAUAAUGUACUAAGAUGUUUGCUGCCAUUAUGUUUUUACUUCAUGGUUUAAUUUCGUAUGUUUACAUUUUGAGAGCUGACAUCAAACGGCCUCAUUCAUGAAAAGCAAGCAGAACGAAUUUGCAUAAAACGUUCGUAAUAUCAUUCUUUUGUAAACUGUCAUUUCAUGAAAUUCAUACAGAACUAAUUUGUGUAAAUUAAUCUUAAAAUCAUGUUUACACAGGCAGAAUGAAUUUUCGAUUCAAUUAAUUUUUUCUGUUAAUUGUUCGUAAAACAUUUUUACAUAAGUUAUGGUGUUCUUAAAGGGGUCAUAU